Messenger RNA from Nannospalax galili (Upper Galilee mountains blind mole rat), 1026 nucleotides. RefSeq names its product sialic acid binding Ig like lectin 15 (gene Siglec15). NCBI's taxonomy places the organism in Eukaryota, Metazoa, Chordata, Mammalia, Rodentia, Spalacidae. The transcript has 6 exons. Gene Ontology annotation, cellular component: plasma membrane. Bases 1 to 1026 code for a protein of 341 amino acids. Gene Ontology annotation, biological process: regulation of actin cytoskeleton organization; regulation of bone resorption; regulation of osteoclast development. The record is from RefSeq and is a predicted model, not a curated record.
AUGGAAGGGUCCAUCCAACUCCUGGUCUGCUUGGUGUGUGUCCUCCAGAUGGGAUCCCUUGUGAAAACUAGAAGAGAUGCUUUUGGGGAUUUGCGCAACACAGAGGCUCACAGUGCUCCCGCGCAGCGCUGGUCCAUGCAGGUGCCGGCGGAGGUGAACGCGGUGGCGGGCGACGCAGCGGUGCUGCCUUGCACCUUCACCCACCCGCACCGCCACUACGACGGGCCGCUGACCGCCAUCUGGCGCACUGGCGAGCCGUUCGCCGGCCCGCAGGUGUUCCGCUGUGCCGUGGCACGGGGCAGCGAGCUGUGCCAGACCGCGCUGAGCCUGCACGGUCACUUCCGCCUGCUGGGCAAUCCCCGUCGCAAUGACCUGUCGGUGCGCAUCGAGCGCCUCGCGCUGGCCGACAGCGGCCGCUACUUCUGCCGCGUGGAGUUCGCCGGGGACGUCCACGACCGCUACGAGAGCCGCCACGGGGUCUGGCUGCGGGUGACUGCCUCACCGCGGAUCGUCAACAUCUCAGUGCUGCCGGGUCCAGCGCACACCUUCCGCGCGCUCUGCACAGCUGAAGGGGAGCCCCCGCCUGUCCUCGCCUGGUCUGGCCCCGCCCUAGACAACAGCUCAGCCGCUGGGCAGGGUCAAGGUCACGGAUCCCAGGUGACCGCUGAGCUGCCAGCGCUGACCCGCGACGGCCGCUACACCUGCACGGCAGCCAACAGCCUGGGCCACGCCGAGGCCAGCGUCUACUUGUUCCGUUUCCGAGGCACCACGGGGGCCUCCUCCGUAGUGCUCCUGCUGGGCUCGCUGGGCCUCAAGGUGCUGCUGCUGCUCGGUGUUCUGGGCGCACGAGCCACCCGCCGCAGACUAGAACACCUGGUCACCCAGGACACUCCUGCAUGGUCUCAGGCUCAGGAGUCCAAUUAUGAAAAUUUGAGCCAGACAAACCCCCAGAGCCAUCAACUGCCACGAGUUUGCUGUGAGGAAUUCCUUGGCCACCAGCAUCCAGCUGUGCACCAUGGGAAAUGA